This is a messenger RNA of Penicillium malachiteum, 267 nucleotides long. RefSeq lists its product as uncharacterized. Lineage: Eukaryota; Fungi; Ascomycota; Eurotiomycetes; Eurotiales; Aspergillaceae. The coding region runs from base 1 to 267 and encodes 88 amino acids. The transcript has 2 exons. The record is from RefSeq and is a predicted model, not a curated record.
AUGUCAACAGGUCCAGAAGACCAUGUUGGCUGGGUCGAUGAGCCCAACGCACGAGGAACAUGGGAUAUCCUCUCGACCUGCAUUUUGACUAUCGCUCUCUGCUGCUGGUCAUCUGUUUAUCCUAAUAUUCCUCGAAGGUCGGAUAAUGCAUUUAGACAAAGAGUUGGAAAGAUGAAUCUCUUCUUGAUUGGUCUUCUUGGACCGGAAUUCUUGCUAGUCAUUGCCCUUGGGCAGUGGUCAUCCGCCCGGGCUUCAUUCAAGAUAUGA